AUGAGUAACAUAGAAGUAGAAAUUCAAGAUGACAAUGAUGAUAUUAUUGUUGAUGAUAAUGAAUCUAUAAGUCAAAUUAAAUCAAAUGUACGUCAUAGAAAAGGUCGUGGUUUUAACGAACAAAAUGAUCGUGCAAUGAUUCAAACUGAUAAUUAUGAUAGAAUUAUAAAUGACAAUGAAAAUAAUCCUGGACCAGCACGAUCAAUUGAAGGAUGGAUAUUAUUUAUUCGAAAUGUUCAUGAAGAAGCACAAGAAGAUACAAUAUAUGAUUUAUUUCGAGAAUAUGGCAAUGUUAAAAAUAUGCAUUUAAAUUUAGAUCGAAGAACUGGUUUUGCUAAAGGAUAUGCACUUGUUGAAUAUGAAACAUUUAAAGAAGCUAAAAAUGCUUUAGACAAUAUAAAUGGACAAGAUUUACUUGGGCAAACAUUACAUGUUGAUUGGGCUUUUGUUAAAGAACCAUUAAGAAAAUCAAGACAAACUACAAGAAAAUAG
This is a messenger RNA of Rotaria sp. Silwood2, 492 nucleotides long. NCBI's taxonomy places the organism in Eukaryota, Metazoa, Rotifera, Eurotatoria, Philodinida, Philodinidae. The record is from the annotation of a GenBank genome assembly.